Messenger RNA from Helianthus annuus (common sunflower), 1223 nucleotides. RefSeq names its product CCR4-NOT transcription complex subunit 9. Gene Ontology annotation, biological process: negative regulation of translation; mRNA catabolic process. The record is from RefSeq and is a predicted model, not a curated record. Gene Ontology annotation, cellular component: CCR4-NOT core complex; CCR4-NOT complex; P-body. The transcript has 9 exons. Lineage: Eukaryota; Viridiplantae; Streptophyta; Magnoliopsida; Asterales; Asteraceae. The coding region runs from base 98 to 952 and encodes 284 amino acids.
AUUAAAGAGUUGAGGAGUAAUAUCACCCCCAAUCUCCAUUUUCGUUCCCAAACGCCAUCGUCGAAAAACCAGAAACUAUAAUCAGAAUCUAUACAAAAUGCAGUCCGCCGAGCAAUUGGUUCUCGAUCUCAGCAGUCCUGAUCUUCGCGAAAACGCACUUCUUGAACUCUCUAAGAAAAGAGAACUGUUUCAAGAUUUGGCUCCACUACUGUGGAACUCUUUUGGUACCAUUGCAGCUCUAUUACAGGAAAUCGUUUCAAUAUACCCCUUUCUGUCACCACCCAAUCUGACGCCAGCUCAAUCGAACAGAGUUUGCAAUGCGCUUGCUCUUCUUCAGUGUGUAGCUUCACAUCCAGACACACGGAUGCUGUUCUUGAAUGCCCAUAUUCCUUUAUAUCUAUACCCUUUCCUCAACACAACAAGCAAAUCAAGGCCAUUUGAAUAUCUGAGGCUUACUAGUUUAGGUGUCAUCGGUGCCCUAGUGAAGGUUGAUGACACAGAAGUUAUCAGUUUUCUGCUUUCGACAGAAAUAAUCCCUCUGUGCCUACGCACUAUGGAAAUGGGCAGUGAAUUGUCAAAAACAGUUGCCACAUUCAUAGUUCAAAAGAUCUUGUUGGACGAUGUUGGAUUGGACUACAUUUGCACAACCGCUGAACGUUUUUUCGCAGUGGGUAGGGUUUUGGGGAAUAUGGUUGCAGCGCUUGCUGAGCAGCCAUCUUCACGACUUUUGAAACACAUUAUCCGAUGUUAUCUCCGUUUGUCUGAUAAUCCUAGGGCGUGUGACGCUUUGAGGAGUUGUCUUCCAGAUAUGCUACGAGAUGCUACUUUUAGCAGUUGCCUUCGUGAGGACCCCACAACAAGAAGGUGGCUUCAACAGCUAGUUCAUAAUGUUCAAGGACCCCGGGUUGCUCUUCAGGGAGGUGGAGGGUUUGACCACAUGCUGGUCAACUGAAUAAUGAGUCGCUACAAAUAGUUUAUGGUUUAACUAAAAGAAGUUGGGUAAUCUAUAACUGCUUUUAUUUUGUGUUAUUACUGUUAAAGAGUCGGUCUUACUUUCAAAACGUGUUGGUUGUGUGUGUUAACUUGUUUAUAUUCUGGCUAGCGUAUUUCGGGUCUGUUAACCUAGUUAAGGAUGGGUUCUGCAGUCAGUGUCAUGUGUAUAUGAAACUAAAUCGCUUGAAUGUCGAUGUUUUUAUUAUUCAAGUUUAGGGAUUCGUCGUGUU